AUGGCCCUUACUAGUCCUUUAGCUACGCCUCUAGUUAAGGGCAUUUUGGAUUUUACGAUCAAGCUAAUAUGUAUUACACUUCACGGUCAACUCAGAGCUAACACCUUCCUUUUCUCUCCUCCAAAAUCUCCUCCCUCCUUCUCCACCCUGACUCUGGCUCUAGCCAUAACAACCUCUGUCGCUGGCUUUAUGAAACCUUCCAUUCAAUGGACCCCAAACGCCAACUCGUUAUAUCGUUUCAUUCCCAUCAUCAAUGGUGUCUACGUUUCCCGCAUCGCUCAGCGUAAAUCCCUGGCUGGUUUUGAGGCUAUUCGUUUAGCACUUUACGCACAUGAAACUACUGCUCGUGGAGGCCAACCAGUAAUCGUUCACGUCCCAGAUUUAUCACGCCCUAGUAUUUAUCAUGAAUCCAAACCAUUUCUAAAAAACAUUUCAACCGGGCCAAACCUAACGGUGAUGACUCCCAGUUUGGAGCCUCAUGGGACUACGCGAUCGACAAGAAGGGCCUGGAUUGUUGGUGUUGCAUUAGAAUUGUAUUGCAAUAAGAUAUCUCAAAUGCCAGCAGGUCAAGCCGGAGAUAAUUGCAAAGACGGUGAAGUAGAUCAUGGCAAGAGCAAUGGUAGCAAUGAUCAGAUCGAGAAGGUAAAGAAGAAAGAAAGGAGGAUUCCUUUGCCAUGGGAGCUUUUGCAGCCAAGUUUGAGGAAAUUGGGGCAUUGCCUUUUGGGUCCUCAUAGAAGUAUGGAGAUUUUUUAUGCGGCUUCUUCAGCAACAAGGAGUUUUGUUCUUCGACUUGAGAAGGUGGCCUUGGAUCCAACCAUUACUAUUGAUUAUACUGAAAUUGAAAUGACAAAUGUUACGUCUUUGUAA
Messenger RNA from Durio zibethinus, 867 nucleotides. NCBI's taxonomy places the organism in Eukaryota, Viridiplantae, Streptophyta, Magnoliopsida, Malvales, Malvaceae. The record is from RefSeq and is a predicted model, not a curated record.